GGAACAUUCACCAGCACAACUGAUCAGCUCCGAAAGAAAGAAAGAAAGAAAGAAAGAUGCAUUCAGCACUGGGUUUAUCCUUCAUGUUAAUUGCUGUUUCCUCCAAUUUUGCAAUGGCAAUCAAGAAGGAAAAAAGACUUCCCCAGACACUCUCAAGAGGAUGGGGAGAUGAAAUAACCUGGGUACAAACUUAUGAAGAAGGGCUAUAUCAAGCAAAGCAAAGUAAUAAGCCACUGAUGGUUAUUCAUCAUUUGGAAGACUGUCAGUACUGUCAAGCAUUGAAGAAGGUUUUUGCAGAAAACCAAGAGAUACAAGAAAUGUGUCAGAACAAUUUUGUCAUGCUUAACCUCAUGCAUGAAACCACAGACAAGAACUUGUCACCUGAUGGACAAUAUGUGCCGCGAAUUAUGUUCAUAGAUCCUUCUCUCACAGUGAGAGCAGAUAUCACUGGAAGAUACUCUAACCGAAUGUAUACUUAUGAGCCUCAAGACCUGCCAGUGUUAAUAGAGAACAUGAAGAAGGCAUUGCGCCUCAUUCAGACUGAGCUGUGAAUGUAAGCUGUAACAUUAUCACCACCCCUCCCCAGAAAUGUGAACCAAGAAGAGUCAUCUGUUAGGGGUGUGCAACCAACCUAGUUCUCUUCUCCAAAAUGGCUUUCAUUACCUGCUGUUAUCUCAACCAAAGUGUAUCUUACAUUUUCCAAGGGUGGUUAUAGUGGUUAUGAUACAAGACCUCCGCUAAUGAGAAGGAUGACCCAGUUUACUUCAGGAUUCCUCCUUCCCUACAAUUUCAUAUUUUCAAAUCCCAACCUCAUCAGAGGGCCUACUCUAGAGUUUGAGAGUUCACUUAACCUUAAAGUCACAGCUUUUGUGUAACCAUUAAGAGCCUCCAUUCCAACCCAUCUCAGCUUUUCACAGUCCAUUAUUUCAUGCUGUGUUAAGGACACCACAGCAAGGCAAGUGCAGUUGAAAUAGUUAUUAGAUGCUAAUCCCCUACAGGUAUGUCCAGUGCAAAAGGAAUCUCCAAGGAUGUGUUUCAUGGAACUCUAUCACAAGCUUAUAAUCUAAUUUGUGGACUGUAUAUCAUUUGUGUUUUGACAAGUUCAGUUGAAUUGUUUGGAUGUUCAAACAGAACAGCAGGGUUGCUCAGUGUUCGUAUACAAGACAUCUAGAUUUAUUAGUUUUUAUAAAUAGUCUUUAGUUCUCAAUCUUACAGAGCUGAAUAGAUCAAAGUUUCUUGCAGGGUGUAGCUUAAAAUUAUUGCAGAAGUCCUCAUUUUGCUAGAAAUGUAAGCACAAAAGUUUUCUUAAAGCAUGAUGGUAGGCAUGUUUCUUCAGAAGUAAAUUCCAUUAAGUUCACUGCAGAUGAAACCUUAGAAGUAGUUUAAGAUUUUGGCCUUUGUUGCUUCACAAGAGACUGGAUUA
Sceloporus undulatus (fence lizard) is the source of this 1423-nucleotide messenger RNA. It is a transcript of the gene AGR3, whose product is annotated as anterior gradient 3, protein disulphide isomerase family member. Gene Ontology annotation, molecular function: dystroglycan binding. The transcript has 8 exons. Gene Ontology annotation, cellular component: endoplasmic reticulum. The record is from RefSeq and is a predicted model, not a curated record. Bases 57 to 551 code for a protein of 164 amino acids. Lineage: Eukaryota; Metazoa; Chordata; Lepidosauria; Squamata; Phrynosomatidae.